CGCCACUUUCGAAUUCGGCCUUUUCGGCCGUCUCGCCCUGCGUUCGCCUCCUGAUCCCGCGUGGAUCUUUUUAAUCUUUUCCUUGGAUCUAAACUUGCCCUUCCCCUCCUUCAAUUUAUUCUUAUCGCAUGCCUUCCCUUGUGUCUUCUUCGAUUUCUCUCCCUACAGCUUGAUCGCGCUUGCUGCAUUCACGCUCUUCGUCAGCUUGUCGACCUCCCUUUUGUCCCUGAAUUCAUCUGCUUCGUGACCGACCCUCAGUCUAUCACCAAACUCUCCUUUGUAGUGGCUUCAUUUCAUUCCAACCGGCCCAGCAGUGGCACCCAAUUCCUCUAAAUCAUCCCUCAUGGCCGUCAACGUCUCGGUCGCCUUCGACCUCCCUCCACUUCCAACCUACACCCUCUCCGUGCGCGAACCGCUACUUCCGCCAGUUCCCGAUAACGUUGUCGCGCUGAUAUUGCCUAUCAUCGCCUAUUGGGGCCUGUCCAUGGUCUAUCACUUCAUCGAUGUCAACGGAUACUUCGAGCAAUAUCGUCUCCAUACCCCUGCCGAAGUCCUCAAGCGAAACAAAGUCACUCGAUGGGAAGUAGUACGCGACGUGAUCCUUCAACAGGUCAUUCAGACCAUUGCCGGAUACGGAAUGUCAUAUUUCGAUGCAACGGAGACGGUGGGCCGUGAGGAGUACGAUGUAGCCGUGUGGGCAACGCGUCUUCGACUUCUCCAGAGAGCUAUUCCCCCAGCAUUGGGUCUCGUUGGCGUCGACGCAGCGGGCCUUGCCAAGUCCAUGUCCCAGUCCGGACACACGAUGCUCGCUGGCGCGCUGGCUGGCGGCUCCUACCCCGGUGUGGUACAAUCUCUGAUUCUAGAAAGUGGAGCAGAGGUUGUCGCGCCCGCGUUCGCCAGGUGGGAAGUGGCGGUGGCUAGCUUCAUCUACUGGUACUUUGUUCCGGCCCUUCAGUUCUUGCUCGCCAUCUCUAUUGUUGAUACUUGGCAAUACUUCCUGCACCGGGCUAUGCACCUGAACCGCUGGUUAUAUGUGACGUUCCACUCUCGUCACCAUCGUCUCUACGUUCCCUACGCUUUCGGUGCUCUCUACAAUCACCCCGUUGAGGGUUUCCUUUUGGAUACCGCUGGUACGGGCAUUGGCUUCCUGGUUUCCGGUAUGACCAACCGCCAGGCCAUGUGGUUCUUCACCUGCUCGACCAUCAAGACCGUCGACGACCACUGCGGAUACGCCUUCCCCUGGGAUCCUUUGCAGCACUUCACCUCCAACAAUGCCGCUUAUCACGAUAUUCACCAUCAAAGCUGGGGCAUCAAGACGAACUUCUCCCAACCCUUCUUCAUCUUCUGGGACCGCCUCCUCAACACCCAGUGGAAGGGUGAGGUUAAGCUUCGCUACGAGCGGGCCCGAGAGAGCGCCCAAAAACAGGUGGACAUGGAUGCUGCCCAGGCCAAGGCCGCAGCGCCAGCUGUGCCCGUCAUUGAACAGCGUGAACAUGAGAGAGUCGUUGUCUCUCCCGAGGGCCCAGCAACCCGGACCCGCCUCCGACGAAAGACCGUGGACAGUCUCAAAGGCCCCAGUCACGCUGUUCCCGGCAGUGUACUUCACAACUGAGGUGCCUCUUUGAUGAGUCUUUGAAAAAAACGUGCCAACUGUCUUUGCAUUGCAUUCCUUCGUCAGCCUCCCGAGUUGCGGGUCAUCUCCCUGGGGCUGCUAUGAGGCUUCUUUUGAUUGCUUCUUGUAAAUGGGAUCUUUGGUCCCGUGUAUUAAUAAUUUUGAGAAUGCGCCAGUCAUUUUUUCUGUACAUGGUUCUCUCUACGACUUUUCUCAGGUUACUGUCAAUAAUGUCUAUCUUUCUCUCUGCUACACAUUUCACGCUCGGAUACUAUAGAAAGAAUCAAAUUAAUGGCACUGCCUACACCUGCUAUAAUGGGAACGGUCAAGAAGAACGCUUACCCAGUGGUUGAGCCAAUCACGUA
This is a messenger RNA of Penicillium brasilianum, 1977 nucleotides long. Lineage: Eukaryota; Fungi; Ascomycota; Eurotiomycetes; Eurotiales; Aspergillaceae. The record is from the annotation of a GenBank genome assembly.